GAUCGAUCUGUUACAAAGGUCAUUAUGGCACAAUCCAGUCAAAACUUAAUUCUUCAUCAAAAGGAAGCAGAUCAGUUGUCAUCGUGGAUAGGAAAACCAUGUCAUUUUCAGAUACUGUACAAAAUAAGUCGGGAUGGAUUGUCAGCACAAACAUUUCACAAACUAUGUGAUAACAAAGGUCCUACGGUAACUGUUCUUCACAACUCAAUCGGUAAUGUGUUUGGUGGGUAUCUCUCUGAUAGCUGGAAUUCGAACAAUUCCACGAUUAAGGACGAGAAAGCGUUUCUUUUCCAACUGAAAAAUCGGAAUACAUCCUCUGCACAAAAAUUUAACGUUCACAAACCAGAAAUGGCUGCUUAUGGGGUACAGUUCUGGGGUCCAACCUUUGGAGGGAGUUCAAAAGAUCUAUGGGAAGUCAAACCAAAUCAUCUGCAAUUCAGCCCUCAGUUGCUUGAUGCGCAGAAUUUCGAUUUACGUACUUUCUCUGACAAUAACAUUAAAUACGGAUAUCAAGGGGGGUUUCAUUUUGGACAAGGUAGGCCCUUCCAAAAUCAACAAUUAAUUAACCUCAAUGGACAAGAAAAUCUGGGAAACAGUUAUGAAACAUCAGGAUGCUACGCUUGUCCUUUAUCCGAGGGAGAUUUUAGGGUUAUAGAUCUUGAAGUUUAUCUUGUGAAAGCAAUUGUAAAAAGUGCAGCAAAACAGACAGAAUCUUCGAAAUCUCAACCUUGGAGAGAAAUGCCUUUCUGGAACGUUCAGUCUUUUCAAUCCUUGAAAGAUUAUAUAACAGGCUAUCAUCCUAUGGAAGAUUCUAAUGUACCAGAUGUCAAUGUUCUUCUGCUCGGUCAAGUUGGGGCUGGAAAAUCUAGUUUCUUCAACACAAUUAACUCAAUAUUCCGUGGAGAAAUAACCUCCCGUGCAUGUACAGGAAGUUCGGAACACAGCCUGUCAAAAACGUUUAGAAAAUACAGAAUUCGGAAUCCAGGCACUGGGCGGUAUUUAAAUUUAAAACUGUGUGACACUCGUGGUCUGGAGGAAAGUUUUGGAAUCAAGACUCAAGAUGUCGCUUAUAUUCUAGAUGGACACAUUCCUGAACAUUAUCAGUUUAAUCCAGCUUCACAAGCCACGCCCAAAGUACAGGGCUUUGUGAGAAAUCCCAAGCUUGAAGAUAGAAUCCAUUGUGUGGCUUUUGUUAUAGAUGCAAGCACCAUUGACGUCAUUACUGACUCAGUUGUCCAUCACAUUAAGGAGAUUCAAAACGUUAUUGUCGAGAAAGUUUACCUGACGAAGCUCGACAAGAUUUGUCCAGAUGUAGAUAAGGAUGUCACAAAAAUCUUCACAAGUACAACCUGCAAACAGGCCGUGGAUAAGGUUGCUGAGAUGGUUGGUGUACCCAGGUCACAUGUUUUCCCUGUGAAGAAUUACGAGAAGGAGACCCGUUUACACGUGUCUAUCAACAUCCUGGCUCUUACAGCUCUUCGACAGACUCUUGUGUUUGCAGACGACUUUUUGGAAGACCAGUACGAAAUUGGUGAUGUGUACUGA
Molecule: messenger RNA, 1545 nt
Organism: Saccostrea echinata
Lineage: Eukaryota; Metazoa; Mollusca; Bivalvia; Ostreida; Ostreidae
Product: interferon-induced protein 44-like
Exons: 7
Coding region: 25-1545 (506 amino acids)
Source: RefSeq, a predicted model, not a curated record